Molecule: messenger RNA, 820 nt
Organism: Cryphonectria parasitica EP155
Lineage: Eukaryota; Fungi; Ascomycota; Sordariomycetes; Diaporthales; Cryphonectriaceae
Product: translation initiation factor eIF3 subunit
Exons: 1
Coding region: 17-358 (113 amino acids)
Cellular component (GO): eukaryotic translation initiation factor 3 complex; cytoplasm
Molecular function (GO): translation initiation factor activity
Source: RefSeq, a predicted model, not a curated record
CAUCGACCUGUCCUCCAUGCCGCUGUUUGACCCCAAGACCAAGUCUCAGUUCGAGACCCUGCGCGAGGUCAUCGCCCCCAUCAUCGCCGGCAACUCCAAGAAGCCCCAGUACGCCCUCUUCAUGGUCGAGUUCGUCAAGGCUCUGUCCAAGGAGAUGCAGUCCGACCAGAUCAAGAAGGUCGCCAGCGCCCUGACCACGCUCAGCAACGAGAGGAUGAAGGAGGAGAAGGCCAACGCGGGCGGCGGCAAGAAGACAAAGGCGGCCAAGACCAAGACCACGCUUGCCAUCGCCCGGCCCUCAGUCACCGACACCACCGCCUAUGACGAGGAAACUUUUGGCGAUGACGAUUUCAUGUGAAAAGAUUGACCCCAAGACUGCACAUGGAGUCUUUCUUGCCGUCCCCGCAAACUAUCUCCCGCGCGGUAUUUGGUUUAGGGAGACCCAAGCUUCUGGGUCAACGCUUGACCCAGACCACCCGCCCUUGAUCAAGCCACUAGGCCUCGCUCAGACCUUGCCAACAGUAGCGUUCACUACAGCCAUACUUCCAUAUCAUUCAUGCCUGCAGUGGUGUGAGCGGCGAGGCGGAGCCGAGGGAGGGAAGGCGGCGAGAAUGGACGGAUAUUCCUGUUUUGCGGAUGGUUUCCCUCCCGAGAAAGCAACAAAACUAAUUGGGGGAACAAGUAUUAGACAAAUUUGCGAGGUUAUCAAUUUUUUAUCAUGCAAAGACGGCAGAAUGACAUAGAGAGAGACCCGGCACUUACGUCCGGACAAGGAUAGCUACCCCAAUGAUACGAAUGCAAGUGCUUUGCAGGUCUCGAC